AUGGCCUCUGAUAUAAUUAUGAAUGAAAAAAUCAGUAUUCAGAAUAUCCUGUUUACAAAGGCAAUGCCUAAUUAUAAAAUACCUAUACCCACUGAUGGAUACAAAGUUCACUCUUGUACUGAUUGUGGAGACAGGUUUUUGUUUGAGUCUAGCCUAGAAGUACAUAUAAACAGAAAAUCUUUCAUGAUCAAAUACUUAUGCAGGUACUGUGGGUGUCUAAAUGAAUUCUUUAAUAGGUGCCAGUUUUUAUCACAUAUACGCUCUCAUGUGACUAAAACUGCUACAAUAAACUUAAGUGAUAUAAAGGUGGAACCAUUACCAUUAAUAACAUCAGUGGUACAGAGUUCUCAACACAACCAAGAAAAUGAUACCUUAAUAACUAAGCACAUUAAAUAUGCAUGUUUUGAAUGUAAGGAUGAUAUAGCUGUUACUGGAAUUCUUGAAAAAGACAGAGCUUUACAUUACAUGCGAACAACAAGAAUGCUGACAUGUCCUGUGUGUUUAUUCACAUUACCAUCAUCAUGUGCACUUAUUGCCCAUCUUCGUAUACAUUUAAAAACUCCUCCAUUCAUUUGUUCAGAAUGUGGUGCAUACCUUAGCCUUAGAACCUGUAUGUACCCGUAUAAUCAUGAUUGUGAUGGUUUUAAAAUGAUGAGAGUAACAUCAAGAAUAAAAUGCAUAAAUAGUACUUGUCCAGCAAUUCAUCCAAAUAAUUUUCUUAUGCAUUUGAAAUCUUGCCAUUUAAACAAAAUAUAUAAAUGUCCUAAUUGUUAUCUAGCUGGUUACAGUGAAAAUGCUGUUCUGAAACAUGUAAUGAGGUGUUGUAAUAAAACUAAGUAUUCAACAUAUUUUGAAUGUCAGCGCUGUCCUGGAAAUUUUCUAAGUUCAAGUCAAAUUCAUAAGCAUCUUGAUAAGCACUUCCAGGUGACUCAAAAAAAUCGUGAGAGUCAAAUAUUCCCCUGCUGGAGUUGUGGUUUAACUUUGUCUAAUGUGUAUGAUUUUCUCAAUCACCAUAUAUCUAAACAUUGGUCCUAUACUAACAAUAAAAUAUUAGUAAAUGUUAUAAAGACUGUUAAAUAUGAAAACUGUGAUUCUUGUCAUAAGACAUUAUGGUAUUGGCAACAGAGCCAUGAAAGAUUCAAGAAAUGUUUUUAUUGCAUUCUUAAUGGCAAUCCAGAAACUAUAUUUGUGGAAAGCUUCAGUAAUCAGCUUAACAAAAAUCAUAAUAUAAAGUGCCAUGUAUGCAAAAUUGAAGUAAAUGAAAAUUGGGAAGAUAUUAAAAAGCAUUUUAACCAAUUUCAUAAAAGUAUCAAAUAUUUAGACUUAAAAUUGGUUGUAAGUAAAUUAAACUCAAAGAGUUUUCAGAAAUAUGCAAACAGGUCACAUAAUGCAUCAACAAAAAAAAUUACCAAACAUUUUAAACAGAAAAAAAGACCAAGUACAAUUAAACCACACUAUAAUAAAAUCAACAUUAAUAAUUCUACAAAAGAAAUACUUAAAAAAUCCCACAACUGUUCGAAGUGCAACUACAAUACUGAAGAUAUAAUAUCUUUUGAAUCCCAUAUAAAAACUCACAGGGAUCCAGAUAUGGCUUACCAAUGUAUGGAAUGUGGUAAUUGUUUAGCAGUAAAACCAUCAUUUUCCAAACAUUUACUAUUGGAACACAAUAUACCUGAUGUAGAGUAUUAUGUUAAAAAUAAAGAUUGCUUCAAUAAAGCAGCUUUUGAGAAAACAAUGAAAGUCCUACCAGAGGAAAAUUUGCCACUUGAAGAAAAUCAGUGCAAUGUGUGUAGAGAUAAAUUCAUAGAUUCCAACGGCUUGGAAAAACAUUAUAGAGUUCAUGGUAUGGCUUUCUUAAUUAAAAACACACAAAAAUCUAAGAGCCCACAAAAAGAAAAGGAUAAUAUUUUUAGAUAA
Molecule: messenger RNA, 1917 nt
Organism: Pieris macdunnoughi
Lineage: Eukaryota; Metazoa; Arthropoda; Insecta; Lepidoptera; Pieridae
Source: the annotation of a GenBank genome assembly